This is a messenger RNA of Conger conger (European conger), 3018 nucleotides long. It is a transcript of the gene ddias, whose product is annotated as DNA damage-induced apoptosis suppressor. The record is from RefSeq and is a predicted model, not a curated record. NCBI's taxonomy places the organism in Eukaryota, Metazoa, Chordata, Actinopteri, Anguilliformes, Congridae. Gene Ontology annotation, biological process: negative regulation of intrinsic apoptotic signaling pathway in response to DNA damage. Gene Ontology annotation, cellular component: cytoplasm; nucleus. The transcript is spliced from 4 exons. Bases 256 to 2850 code for a protein of 864 amino acids.
GGCUGUCUCUAGUAAUUUUGAAAUGGCUGUCGAUUAAAUAAGAAAUAGGUUAACUGUUUUUUCGUUUGUAUUCAGUGAGCUUUAAUUUGAUUAUGAAUUAGAUCUGAACUACUCCACUGAACUUCGCCAGUGCUAGUAAGCUAUAAGCGUGUUCCUGUUUUGUAAUGAUGAGUUAGUUAGCCAAACUUUUGCCUCUUUAUUUUAAUUGCACCUAUUGCGUCCCAUGCCUACGAUACAGUAUGGUCUUUGAUCAUAAUGCAGAUCAUAUGCUCGGUGUUGUCUCUUCGAGAUUCUUGUGUUAUAUAUCCGUCCUGUCCACAGUGCGUCUCCAGGUUACAAAAGAAGCAGUCGGAACUAAGAUGUCAAAAGUGUGGAACGAGGAACGAGGAAAACAUCAGUUACAGAUACCGCUUGUCACUCAAUGUGAAAAGAUGCAGUGACAUUUUUGGAGUGACAGUUUUUGGUAGCUGUCUGAAUCCAUACUUCGGUAUUCCUGCUGUUGGUCUUCAGAGAUUUUUUGACAAAUCACUGAAAAAUGCAGGAGAUCCACAGAGUGACUGUGUACAUAGACUGUUACUCAAGGCUGUAGAAGACUGCUUUGUUGGAAGACAGUUUGAGUUCAGAAUUAAGCUACCUGGACAUGAAGCAGGAGAGAGGUCCUUGUUCAAUGAGCAAGGGCUCCAUGCAUUGCUUGCCAGCAACAGGAUCUCCAGAGAAUUUGUCACUAGUCGGAUCACCUUGCCGAAUGGAGCUGCUGGGGGAAGCUCUGUUCUCAGUUAUUUCAAGAAACUGCUCCAGACAUCAUGUGAUGUUCACGUCUCUGGUUUUCCGUACCCCGAGAGACCUCCGGCCUCCAUAGAACAGGUUGACCUGGCAUUGCAAAGCUUUGAGUGCUCAUUGGCCUCCUUCAACAGAUCAUCUUUGUGGCACAGCUACUGGAAACAGUCACCUGGGAUAAUCACUUCUUCGGCAGAGCAGGAAGAGAAGGAACCAAAUGGAGCUGAUGCCGGCUCACAGUGGCGGUGCAGAAAAUCUCUCAGACCUCAAACUCAAAAAUGUUCACAUAGCACACCCUCUUAUGUCCCAUCCCCUCAGUGCUGCUCAGUAGAUGUUAAGGGGGAAGUGAGCUAUAAAGACUCUUCACAAGGAAGCUGUCUGGGUUUUUUGGUAUGCCAUGACUCUAGAGAAACUGUCGAGUCCUCACUCCCAAAUAGGUUCCAGGGCAGCGGCUCCUUACUGCCUGAUACUCUUGAACUAACAUCAUCAGUCACUGAGUCUGGGAAUUGUAAGUCUCCAAAGCCUAGCAAGGUUGAACAAGUUGAACUUGAGCAAAAUGAACCUCUCUGUUUAAAACUUGGGUGGAGAGGUGGGUUUUCUGAGGGAAAAGAUGACAUGUUGUCUUUCCAAGACGGAUUAUCGGUUUGUGGGUGGAACAGCAACUUAUCAAAUUCUUCAGCUUGGGAGGAUCUUCCUUUCUCUGAAAGUUGGGGUGAGUUUAUCAGCAAAGCUAACACGCUCUCUGAAGUAUCUCAAAAGAACAAGGCUUGUGAUCCAGCCAAGAGAAUGGAGGCAGAGAUGAGCAAAACGGGUUGUGUUGAUGAAAUAUACAGGCACGCAAAUGUUAGUAGUUCCACUGAACAUUCAUGCAAUUUUAGAACCACUUCAUAUGUACAUAGAGCACAGGUCAAAGAGCAAGCCUCUACAGCUGUGGUGCGGCGGUCUUUCAUAAAGUCUGCUGGGCUUUGUUUUGACAUAUCUGGAAACCAUAAUGUUAAACAAAACAGUCCACAUGUACACAUGUCUCCAUCAGAUCAUUUUGUUGAGGCCUCAGAAGAUCUGGAGAGGGGAAAGGGGGACUUGGCUCCCUUGGUGCCAGGUUUAAGGGCUUUGACUGCCCAGGGUCAAUGUAACCGCAAUGUAAAAAACAAAAUCAAAGAAUUCAGUUGUGUGGAUGAGGAGGCUAAGAAGCAGGGCACAGUUUUCCAUAGCAACCAAUGCAUUUCUGAACAUAAGCUAGAUGGACAUGGUGCAUCUUGGGAGUUUGGAUGGGAUGAGCAAACACUGUUGAACAGACAACCCUUUACCAAAGACGCCUACAAUGCCUCCGCCGAUCUGUUUGGCAGCUAUCAAAACAGUGUCGGCAUUGUAGAGGAAGAAGACAAAACAGUGACGCCACCAUCAGAAUACAGUACAUUGAAGCUUUUGAAGAGCUGUCGUCCACUUCUGCAUAAAUGUGGGGAUCAUUCAACACCCAUAGAGAAGAUCCAGAAACCCAGCACCGACAAGUGCAUGUUGGGAUCAGACAUUUCUGACCCUCUGGACUUUGUCCCUUUUUCACAGUCUACUCCCAUUUCCGGAAACCUCAUGCCUUUGCGUCGUCUUCCACAUAGAGGCAAAGACCAGAGACCCAGCAGACUUGUACUAAGAGGUAACGUGUCAUGGCAUCAUGGCUACUCCAAAACCGAGUCUGAAAUUAAAAGGGAAAAUAUGACAGACUGUGGCUCCGAAGAUGCAGCUCCUUUGUCAGUGGGUAAGAUUACAUACUCAUCCAACCCAUGGAGUCUGACCAGAAGCAUAAAGAGACAUGAACAUGUGGACAGGUAUUGCUGCAAAAGAAUCAUCUUGGCUAGCGGGGGGAAAUAUUCUUGCAAAAAGUUAGAGGAUUGUGUUAAAAGUGCACAUUUUGAAAAUGAAGGACAAAGAAUUACAGCGGUUGUAAGCUCCCCUGAACAUGCUGCUAAGAAGAACAGCUGUCUUCUUGACACCAGUACCUCCUGCCUCUGUACUGAUCAGAAUAGUGCGGUCCUUGAUUGGUCUGCAGACCUUUUUGCGGAUUCGUUUGGAAAUUAAUUUGCAGUAAAAAAGGAUCAUGCAGCCUUUGCACAUUUUUGUGUCUAGUCUCUACAAAUGAUUAAAAGUAACAUGGCAAAAUAGUAUUUUAGAGAGAAUCAUGUUCUUACCAAUGUUGGAAAAAGAAAUUUCAGAAUAUUCAUUAUUAAACUAAUGUUUUCUAUAUGA